AUGUCAUCCCCCACCGCCGCCCCCUCCUCCCCCACCCCCACGCCCACGCCCACACCGGACCUCUCCCGCCCCGCCGACCCCCUCGCCGCAGGCCUCAAGUCCCUCCUCGACCCCACAAUCAAGCAGACGACCGAGAAGCUGCUGCAGGUGCACCAGUCGCAGCUGGAGCUCAACGCGGAGCUCACAAGGCUGGUUAUGCAGCUGAAGCACUAUCUGGAUACGACGGACCCGCCGGCGCUGAAGCCGACGGUGGUGAAGCUUGCGGCGGUGGGGAAGCGGCUGGCGGUGGUGAAUAAUUCGCUGCAGACGAUACAAGGAAGGGUCAAUAAGCUGUAUGUACAGAUGAGCAAGCAGCGGAUGCCGCAUUCGCAGUAG
Morchella sextelata is the source of this 375-nucleotide messenger RNA. RefSeq lists its product as uncharacterized. Gene Ontology annotation, cellular component: synaptic vesicle; BORC complex; BLOC-1 complex. The transcript is spliced from 3 exons. Lineage: Eukaryota; Fungi; Ascomycota; Pezizomycetes; Pezizales; Morchellaceae. Gene Ontology annotation, molecular function: SNARE binding. Bases 1 to 375 code for a protein of 124 amino acids. The record is from RefSeq and is a predicted model, not a curated record. Gene Ontology annotation, biological process: lysosome organization; endosome to lysosome transport; synaptic vesicle exocytosis.